UCGGUUAAGCAGAACAGUGUCAUGGCGCGACAACGAUGACUGAAAGUUUGUUUCUCAUCGACGAAUCUAGCACGAAGGCCAGUAUGUGGAGCGGAUUUCGCUGCAAUAAGGCUUUCGUAAUACUCGUCCUGUUAAAUGUGAUUAUUUUCCAAAGUAUCGUAUAUUAUCAGGAGCAUAAGAAGUGGCAGGAGAUAAGAUCCAAGCUGGAGCCGAUGAUAGCGGAUCUGCGAGACGUGCAGGGAUUGACGUAUAGCUUGCUGAAGAGACUGGAGGCGCACGGCCUCUUCGUCGAGAAUGUCCGCGGGCAAAACGAGGGUAGCCGGCCUGUGAUCUAUGCAAUCACGCCUACGUUUGCCAGGCCCGUGCAAAAGGCCGAACUCACCCGGUUGGCACAGACAUUCCUCCACUUGUCCAACUUUCACUGGAUCAUCGUGGAAGAUGCCCCGCAGAAGACCGCCCUAGUCUCCCGGUUUCUGGAGACAAGUGGUCUUAUCUACACCCAUCUGGCCGUGGCAACACCACCGAAUUACAAGCUCGGCAGAAACGAUCCAAACUGGAAGAAGCCACGCGGGGUUGAGCAACGAAACGCGGCGCUUAGAUGGCUUAGGGAGAAUCUCAAACCGUCUAACAAAGGCGUUGUUUACUUUGCCGACGAUGAUAAUACUUACUCUGUCAAACUCUUCCAAGAGAUGGAGAAAAUACAAAGAGUCGGCGUUUGGCCGGUUGGCCUAGUCGGUGGUCUAAUGGUAGAGAAGCCUAUUUGUGACAACGUCACUAACAAAGUAAUAAGUUUUAACGCGGCGUGGAAACCGGACCGACCGUUUCCACUCGACAUGGCAGGCUUCGCAAUUAAUCUUGAACUCUUACUCAAACAUACUGACGCGUGGUUCUCGUAUGAUGUGCAAGGUGGUUAUCAGGAGAGCGAGAUACUUAGGCAAAUAGUCACAAAGGAUCAAUUAGAGCCGCUGGCAGACUGCUGCACGAAGGUGUAUGUGUGGCAUACGCGGACAGAACCGCCGCAAUUGAAUGUCGAGCAGAUGUUGAUCAAAAAAGGUAAGCGUUCCAAUGCUGGCAUUGAAGUAUAAAGAAAGACAAUAUUCUCAUUAUUAUUCCAAUGUGCAAUGUGUUAUGCUUUCCAUGAGAAUUCAAUAAUUUAAUUUGAUAUUAUUAUUAAUAAAAUACUUAGUUAAUAUUAUAUGCACAUAUAUAUUUGUACAUAAGUGAUAUUUUUUUAAAAAGAUAGGGCCAAACGAAGGAUAUAAACGCUGAUUUUACUGAAUUUUGCAUAAUGUGUAUAUAUACAGUAGAAUAAUGCGAUGCCAUCUUGUAUAACUGCUUAUAACUGCAGACGUAAUAGCGAUGAUAAAAAAUAAUCAUUAAAAACGAAUAAUUCUAGUGAAUUAUUAUUUGAAUCUCCAAGAAUCAUGUGAUAUCGCAAUGUGCUUUAGAUAGUUUGGAUUACUAAUCGGCAUGUCACUGCCAUGCGUUUGUAAAAAAAAUUAACGAUCUUUUGUUAUUUUCAUGAUGACCAAUACAACGAUCUUGUUAUAUUGCAUCUACGUCGUUUUAUAAAAAAAUUUACUUAUGAUUAUUGUAAUAAAGUUUUUGAGGAAAACCAGAGAGGCGUAGAUUUCCAGUCCUGUCGAUCCAUCCAUUCUUCUCAUCUUGAAAACAUUUUUUUUCAUUUUAUUCAAGAGCACGAUUUCUUGUCGCGUACAGAAAAAGCAUUACAUAAAAAAUAUGCCUUACAUCUACGAAACUUUAAUACUUAAUGAUCUCUAGAUGAAGAAUAUGCGUCGUAAUACUUUCUUGUGGGAAGCUACUUGUUAAGGAUGUGUGGCUCUUGGCAACGGAUACAAAAUAGCUAGAGGUGUUAGAAACGAUGACACGUAUCGCUCGCCGAUGCGAAGUUGCCGCGCGACAUCCGUCACGCGAAUGUCCCGCGAUUUAUUUAU
Molecule: messenger RNA, 1955 nt
Organism: Trachymyrmex septentrionalis
Lineage: Eukaryota; Metazoa; Arthropoda; Insecta; Hymenoptera; Formicidae
Gene: GlcAT-I
Product: galactosylgalactosylxylosylprotein 3-beta-glucuronosyltransferase I
Exons: 4
Coding region: 36-1085 (349 amino acids)
Biological process (GO): chondroitin sulfate proteoglycan biosynthetic process; carbohydrate metabolic process
Cellular component (GO): Golgi membrane
Molecular function (GO): galactosylgalactosylxylosylprotein 3-beta-glucuronosyltransferase activity
Source: RefSeq, a predicted model, not a curated record